This is a messenger RNA of Venturia canescens, 1099 nucleotides long. It is a transcript of the gene Crz, whose product is annotated as Corazonin. Lineage: Eukaryota; Metazoa; Arthropoda; Insecta; Hymenoptera; Ichneumonidae. The transcript is spliced from 3 exons. The record is from RefSeq and is a predicted model, not a curated record. Gene Ontology annotation, molecular function: corazonin receptor binding. The coding region runs from base 80 to 736 and encodes 218 amino acids. Gene Ontology annotation, biological process: positive regulation of heart contraction.
AGAGAAUGAGCUUUUGUGAGGAGCUUCCUCUGGCCUGGAGAGCUGGAGUGGGGUCGCCGCGAGUUUCCCAUCGUUAGACAUGCGUGGGGGAUGUCUUAUAAAAGGACCGACACCAUUACCUGCAACAUUGCUCUCACAGAAUUUAAACGUGCAACAGCUCUUGUGGCCCAUGUUCACAGUUGCAAAACGUCCGUACAUCGAAUCGUCGAGAGAUCUCGAAUCGGUCACUGCUCCAGAAGCUGCUCGGACUUUGAUUCGUCGAUCGGCUAUUUCAUCGUUACGAACUCACCGCUUUCCUGCUCAGAACGUUCGACGGGUGCAAGGAAUUUGUAAGAUGGCAAAAUCGAUUUUGAGAUUGCUGGUGAUCGCGGUCGUGUUGAACGUCGCAGCCUGCCAAACUUUUCAAUACAGUCGAGGGUGGACGAAUGGCAAACGCAGCAACGAUUUCGCCACAUUAUCGAUCGCAAAACUCUUGGAUUUACCAACUCACAGUGUCGAUCUACGCACGACCGAAACAGUGUCGACUUUCUGCUGCGAGGACAGCUGCUCCACGAAAAAGGCUGUCGCACUGCUCAAGACCAACGGAAAAUCUCAGUUGUACCUCGUGCCCUGCGAUCUUCUUCACGCUCGUCGUCGAAACAUGAACGAAGAGAAAGUGCAGGAUACCGCACCGGCCGACGGCCAUUUCCGUCGCUCGUUAUCCACCGAAUACGACAGUAACAACGACAAUUAUUGAUACUAGUAUCAAAGCAACUCAUGAAUCAUCGACAUUGAUAAAACGCUCGAGAAAAAAAUCGUCAAAGCUCUUUCGUUCUCAAAGCCCUUGACUUCAUUGUAGACCAAAUGAUUAAAAUUAACAUUUUUAUGAUUUUUUCAUCGCCAGGAUAAAAAUAUACGAGGACAUUGAUUUUCCGGUUGAAUUUGUUACUGAGCAAUCGAAACGUCUGACAAAAAUGAUAAUUUAAUUAAAUUAAUGACUCGAGUAAGAUUUUUUUAUUAGAUUCUUUGUGUUGUUAAUAAUUUGUGGUCUCGUUUGUAUCGUUUCAUAAUGAUUGAGCAAGCGUAAAAUAAAACAAAUCAAAUCAUUUAAUGCAAUUAA